AUACUCCUCCAUAGCCCAUAGCCCAUCCACAAACAAAUAGAGAGAGAAAUAUGUUAGAGAGAGAGAGAGAGAGGAAUUGUUUAUUAAGGGGUUCAUUAGUGGACAUAAUUAGUACCACCUUGUAAGUAGUAAACCAUGUGCCCUACUAUAUAACAAUCCCCUAAGCAGCACUGCUUUUAGUUGUCCCCUCCUCAUUUGCUUCUUCUUCUUCUUCCUCCUCUUUGUUUCACACUUGUGGUUUGUGGUUGCCAACUUUGUGAGCGACCAUGGAGAUGAGGAGGGUGGCGGUGCUGGGGUUGGUGUGGCUGGCGGCGGCGGCGACGGUGGCCAUGGCGGAUCCGCUGCCGUCGUACUACAACGCGAUAUUCAGCUUCGGCGACUCCUUCUCCGACACGGGCAACUUCGUCAUCAUCAACUCCGGCAAGCUCCCCAACAUGCCCAAGUUCCCUCCGCCGUACGCCCGCUGCUCCAACGGCCGCCUCGUCAUCGACUUCCUCGCUGAGGCGUUCGGGCUGCCGCUGCUGCCGCCGUCGGCGAACAAGGGCACCAACUUCAGCCAGGGCGCCAACUUCGCCGUCAUGGGCGCCACCGCCCUCGACCUCAAAUACUUCAAGGACAACAAUGUCUGGAGCAUCCCUCCUUUCAACACCUCCAUGAACGUCCAGCUCCAGUGGUUCGACGAGGUCAAGCAAACCAUCUGCUCCUCCCCUCAAGAGUGCAGGGAGUUCUUCUCCAAGGCGCUGUUCGUGUUCGGCGAGUUCGGAGGCAACGACUACAGCUUCGCGUGGAAGGCGGAGUGGAGCCUGGAGAAGGUGAAGACGAUGGUGCCCAGCGUGGUGGCCUCCAUGGCGGGGGGCAUCGAGCGGCUGCUCGACGAGGGCGCGCGCCACGUCGUCGUGCCGGGGAACCUCCCCGCCGGCUGCAUCCCGAUCACGCUCACCAUGUACGCCACCGAGGACCGCAGCGAGUACGACCCCCGCACCGGCUGCCUCAAGAAGUACAACAGCGUCGCGCUCUACCACAACGCCAUGCUCCGCAUCGCCCUCGACCAGCUCCAGCGCCGCCACCCCGACUCCCGCAUCGUCUAUGCCGACUACUACACCCCCUACAUCCAGUUUGCCCGCACCCCUCACCUCUACGGAUACAAGAGGGGCGCGCUGAGGGCGUGCUGCGGCGGCGGUGGGCCGUACAACUACAACAUGAGCGCGUCGUGCGGGCUCCCCGGCGCGACGACGUGCGAGGAUCCCGACGCUCACGUCAGCUGGGACGGCAUCCACCUCACCGAGGCGCCCUACCGCUUCAUCGCCAACACCUGGAUCAGGGGCCCCUACGCCCACCCUCCCCUCGCCAGCGUUGUCCGCGACGACAUGGUCUAUUAGAUUACAGGUGAUGAUGACCUCCAUGUUUUUUUUUCAAUUUUUGGAUCACCAGAGAUGAAGAAGAAGGAUAUGGCGUAUGGACUUGCCUUGAGUCGAGUUGGGUUGGACUGAGAGAGAGAGAGAGAGAGAGAGAGAGAGAGAGAGAGAGAGAGAGAGAGAGAGAGAGAGAGAGAGAGCUAACGUGCAUUCCAUUUGUUGUUGGUGUAUAUUGGCAUAAGUAAAUCGAUUAGAUUUUUAAAUUUCUUUUUUGUUUUAUUUUGUUUUUUAAAAAAUUGGGCGGUUUUGGUGCCAUGUAAUACUGCCUACUACUUGGUCAUAAAUUAAUGGUGGAUGGAUGAACUGUUUGGUGUAAAGCUUGGCAGAUUGGAGUAGUUUA
Oryza sativa Japonica Group (Japanese rice) is the source of this 1755-nucleotide messenger RNA. RefSeq names its product GDSL esterase/lipase At1g28580. Gene Ontology annotation, molecular function: hydrolase activity, acting on ester bonds. The record is from RefSeq and is a predicted model, not a curated record. NCBI's taxonomy places the organism in Eukaryota, Viridiplantae, Streptophyta, Magnoliopsida, Poales, Poaceae.